AUGCCUACUGGAAAACUGAAUAGAAGAACGAUACGAAUGAUGAAAAUACCAAGAUGUGGAAAAUCAGACAUAAGCAAAACUAGACGGACGAGAUCUACUAACGGUAACGUGUUAGCACACGCUUUUGAACCGGGAGAAGAUCACAUCAUUUCUGGUGACACUCAUUUUGAUGAAUCAGAACCCUGGAGUGUUUCUAAAGAUUCUGGACUCAAUCUUUUAUCUGUUGCCAUCCAUGAACUCGGACAUGCUAUUGGCUUAUCGCAUUCCUCUGACAAAAAUGACGUCAUGGCACCCUUUUUUGACAAGAUUCAUCAUGAACUUCAACUUAACGAUAAACUCAGAGCCCAAGCUAUAUACGGUUUAAAGAAGAAAAGUCAUAAUAAAAGAUAUUUAAAGCAUAUGAAGAAAAUCAUGCGUAGGAAGCACGUCCUUCGGGCACAUUAUAUGACAAAGACCCCGGAACUAUGUGGAAACAUUGAUGAUAUUAUCGUUGAUGGCAGUGGUAGGGAGUAUAUUAUCAGCAAUAAUUUAGUUGUUCCAUUAAAUCAAACUGGAAAUGGACAUACGGAUAAGAUCAAAAUCCAUUUCUUGUCUGACUUUUGUCAAGGUAUCCAGUCCCAUGUCGAUGCUGCAGUAUACGUACCAAACGAAAAGAAAUAUUAUUUUUUCAAAGAUGAUAUAUUAUGGAAAUGUGAUGUUGAUAACCCAUCUUCCGUUUCCAAGACAGAAGUGCCAUUCCAUAGGAAACAUGGACCACCAAGAGCAGCUGUAAUUAUACCAAACUGGGGUAGAAAGGACAGACUUUUCUUAUUUGGUGAGUCUUUCUAUUGGGAAUGGAGUUUUUGGAACGAUAAUGUACGAACUAGACACCGACUUCGAAUAAGCAAAUACUGGCGGGGAGUUCCGGAAGGGUCAAGUGCCAUAACAUACAAGAAUGGUUACUUGUACUUUUUCAAAAAUCUUCAUUACACAAAGGUACAUCCGACGAAACGCAGAGCACUCAAAGGAUACCCUAAAUCAGUAUCUGUAUCUUGGAUAGCAAAUGUUUGCUGGUGAACUAAUUUUGUCAAGCUUGUGUCACAGGGAC
Mytilus trossulus (common blue mussel) is the source of this 1087-nucleotide messenger RNA. RefSeq names its product matrix metalloproteinase-17-like. The transcript has 7 exons. The record is from RefSeq and is a predicted model, not a curated record. Bases 1 to 1056 code for a protein of 351 amino acids. Gene Ontology annotation, molecular function: metalloendopeptidase activity; zinc ion binding. Gene Ontology annotation, cellular component: extracellular matrix. Gene Ontology annotation, biological process: proteolysis; collagen catabolic process; extracellular matrix organization. Lineage: Eukaryota; Metazoa; Mollusca; Bivalvia; Mytilida; Mytilidae.